UGUGGGCAGAGUGGGAUGGAAGACUGCAUUGGAAACCUUUUCAUGGAAAUGGUCUUUGCUGUUGGUAUCGCUAUAGCACCAUUCUGGUGACAACAACAUGCCGUUAAAAUGGAAAAGCGGUUCUCCUGUCAGCUGGAAAUUCCCAGUGCCAGUCCUUAAGACAUCCAGGUCCUCACCCCUUUCGCCUGCCUACAUAUCCCUCGUGGAGGACGACGACGCUCACAUGAAAGUUGCUCUGGGCUACGGUGAUAUGGGCAUUUCUGCUCAUCUUCAGGCAUCAAAGACAGGCAACACUCGAUUUUUCACAAGCAACACACACAGCUCAGUGGUUCUUCAGGGAUUUGACCAGCUGAGGAUAGAAGGUUUACUAUGUGACGUCACAUUGGUGGCUGGGGACGGCGACGAAGCUUUCCCCGUACACCGCGCCAUGAUGGCCUCCUCCUCCGACUAUUUCAAAGCCAUGUUCACAGGUGGAAUGAAAGAACAGGAUUUAAUGUGCAUCAAGCUCCAUGGGGUCAACCGAAUAGGCCUGAAGAAAAUCAUUGACUUUAUUUACACAGCCAAGUUGUCACUCAACAUGGAGAAUCUGCAGGACACACUCGAGGCAGCAAGCUUCUUACAGAUCCUUCCUGUACUGGACUUUUGCAAAGUUUUUCUCAUAUCUGGGGUUUCUCUUGACAACUGUGUAGAGGUGGGGCGCAUUGCCAACACGUAUAACCUCACAGAGGUGGACAAAUAUGUCAACAAUUUCAUCCUGAAGAACUUCCCCUCGCUGCUGGGCACAGGAGAGUUUGUCAAGCUCCCGUUUGAACGGCUGGCUUUUGUACUGUCCAGCAACAGCUUAAAACACUGCACUGAGUUAGACCUGUUCAAGGCCGCUUGCCGCUGGCUACGCUACGAAGACGGCCGUAUGGACUAUGCCCCAAAGCUCAUGAAGAACAUCCGUUUUCCCCUCAUGAACCCACAGGAGCUCAUCAAUCACGUGCAGACAGUUGACUUUAUGCGCACGGACAACACCUGUGUCAACCUUCUCCUGGAGGCUAGCAACUACCAAAUGAUGCCCUACAUGCAGCCAGUUAUGCAGUCAGAACGGACAGCCAUCCGCUCGGACAGUGCCCACCUGGUCACCCUGGGUGGCGUCCUACGCCAGCAGCUAGUUGUGAGUAAGGAGUUGCGUCUUUUUGAUGAGAAGGCUCAUGAGUGGAAGGCGCUGGCACCCAUGGAUGCACCCCGCUACCAGCACGGCAUUGCAGUCAUCGGCAACUUUCUGUACGUGGUGGGCGGCCAAAGCAACUACGACACCAAAGGCAAGACAGCAGUGGACACCGUGUUCCGGUACGACCCUCGCUACAACAAGUGGAUGCAGGUGGCAUGCCUUAAUGAGAAGCGUACCUUCUUCCACCUCAGUGCACUAAAGGGACACCUCUACGCUGUCGGUGGAAGGAACGCUGCCGGAGAGCUUGCUACUGUGGAGUGCUACAACCCAAGGACAAAUGAAUGGACAUAUGUUGCCAAAAUGAAUGAGCCACAUUAUGGCCAUGCUGGGACGGUGUAUGGCGGUUAUAUGUAUAUUUCAGGGGGAAUCACUCACGACACUUUUCAGAAGGAAUUGAUGUGCUUUGACCCAGAUGCAGAUAAAUGGACUCAGAAAGCGCCCAUGACGACCGUGCGCGGCCUCCACUGCAUGUGCACGGUGGGCGACCGCCUCUACGUGAUCGGGGGCAACCACUUCCGGGGCACCAGUGACUACGACGACGUGCUGAGCUGCGAGUACUACUCCCCCGCCCUCGAUUUGUGGACACCUAUCGCCGCCAUGUUGCGGGGCCAGAGCGACGUGGGCGUGGCCGUGUUUGAGAACAAGAUCUAUGUGGUGGGCGGGUACUCGUGGAACAAUCGCUGCAUGGUGGAAAUAGUACAGAAGUACGACCCGGAAAAGGACGAAUGGCACAAAGUGUUUGACUUACCCGAGUCGCUGGGCGGCAUCCGAGCCUGCACACUCACAGUUUUUCCCCCUGAGGAUAUCUCGGGCUCACCCUCCAGAGAGUCGCCCCUCUCGGCACCUUGAUGAGUAAAGGGGGGGAGCCCAGUUUCGCUCACACCCCCAUGACCCCUCACCCACCCAACCUUCUCAACAAACACACCUUAUAGACAAUUGUUUGCACUUCCUCUUCGGACAACAUCUGUACUGCAUCCUUGAAAACCCCCUGAAGUCCACCUCCCCCAAAGCUGUGCAGAAGAAAAACCCUCCCUAAGUGAUUAUACCUACAUACCGAUACGGUUUGGCAACCUAAUUACGUGUUAAUGUUGCAUACUCGGUAUAUUUUGGCAGGAAAUACCUUGACUUGAAAAGUGACUUUGCAAAUCAACUUUUCUACCUGAUGUCUACAGCGUUUUUUUUCUAAUGUGUCGUUUCUUUAGGCAUUCUACCUUGAGAUGUUGACUACCACACUGACUCUCUCUUCUAGUCUAUGCCAGGUUGGAUGCAGGUGACCCCCCCCCCACAGAGAGCAGACGCGUAGGGACGGAUGAGCUCCGAAACACAGCCGGUUUUUAACUCAGGGGUUGGCCCAGGCCCCAUCUACGUCUUUCUCUCUCUCACAGUUUCAGUUCUUUCCUGCUAUUGCUAUGAAACUGUUAACAAAAUGGUGUUUUCUAAAUUUAAUAAACAUGAUUUUGAAAGUAAAUAAAA
Molecule: messenger RNA, 2689 nt
Organism: Acanthopagrus latus (yellowfin seabream)
Lineage: Eukaryota; Metazoa; Chordata; Actinopteri; Spariformes; Sparidae
Gene: klhl13
Product: kelch-like family member 13
Exons: 7
Coding region: 98-2065 (655 amino acids)
Biological process (GO): regulation of cytokinesis; protein ubiquitination
Cellular component (GO): Cul3-RING ubiquitin ligase complex
Molecular function (GO): cullin family protein binding; ubiquitin-protein transferase activity
Source: RefSeq, a predicted model, not a curated record